Molecule: messenger RNA, 1366 nt
Organism: Sebastes umbrosus (honeycomb rockfish)
Lineage: Eukaryota; Metazoa; Chordata; Actinopteri; Perciformes; Sebastidae
Gene: znf414
Product: zinc finger protein 414
Exons: 5
Coding region: 104-1096 (330 amino acids)
Source: RefSeq, a predicted model, not a curated record
GAAGACGAGUUUUGUCGCAUUGCAUUCUGGUUCUUGUGGUCCGUUUCCUCUAUUGUUGUCUUCUCUGCAGAGCUUCAGCUCUAACUGCUCUGCCUCCACAACAAUGAUGUCUUCGGGCAGCACACUUUCACAGACUCCUGAAGCUGGAAGCGGAGGAAACAAGAGGGUCCCGUGUCCGUUGCACGGCUGUAAGCGGGUUUACUCAGACCCGACCUCUCUGGAGAGCCACAUCAAGGACCAUGAGGUGUCUGCUGAGUCCCUCCCAGGAAAGGUGUUGCUGUGCUCCACUGUCGGCUGCAGCGGUUCCUUCCCCAACAUGCAGAAACUGAUGGAACAUAUGAGGCAUCACCACAAACCCAACAUAUUCUUCCUGUGUGAGAGCUGUCGCACAAAGCUGCGUUCCUACCGUGGCCUCCUGACUCACCUGCACACCUGUUCCAAAGUGCCACGGGGCAAACCAAAGUCGACUGAGCUGACUGCUGCUGUGACCAACCCAAACAUGACCCCCAUGGACGUGGACCAGAAGCCCCCUCCAUGGCUGGACUCAAUGUCUACACCGCAGCAACUACCCCCUCAAAUCCCAACCCCAGAGGGUUCCCUCCUCGCUGCUGUUCUUAAGCCAGACCCCGAUGUCCCCCCUGUCCUCAGUCCCCCCUUCUUGUCUAACCCGGUGACCUCCCCUCCCCAGCUUGCUCCCCCGCAGCUCGCAGAGGCAGCUGCUCCCCAGCCUCAGCUCAAGAGCGAACCCUCCGCCGUGCCUGUAUCUUUAAACCUGGGUGGCCCAACAGCAGCUCCCGACACCCCUGAUGCCCAGGCUCAGCACCUGACACAGACCAGACCCCCUGAGCUCGUCCACCCUGCUCCAGGAUCAGCUCCACGCUCUCCUCCUGGGACCACAGCUGUCUGGAAGAAGAAUCAAGGUAUGUCCUGCAACAGACGCGUCCUUUGGGAGCACACUAGAGGGCGCUACACAUGUGUGCAGUGCGGCCACACGACAACCAACCGUAAGGAAAUCACUCAACACAUCAACGCUAAACACGGCGGUAACAAACCUGCAGAAGACACAGGGAGCUCUGGUGGUGCUACUAACACAUAGCAGAAAGCAGGAAGACGCAUUUACUGAAUUGUGCAUUGUGGAGGCGUAUGUUGUGUAUUUGUGUCCUCAAGAACUCCUCUUCUGUUGAUAGAAGUUUCUGUCAAGGGUUUAUGUUUAAUACACGUUUAUUCUGAGUGAAGAGCCUGCAGUAGUGUCUUAAUCAUUUCACAUUACUCUAUCCAUUUCCACAAAGACUUAACAAAUGAGUUUUUGCCUCCUGGCACACAUACAAAGACUUUUCAAUAAAUAUUGGGAGUACUGGAUCUCUCA